GCCACCGCCUCUGCUUCCGCCGCCGCCGCCGCCGCCGCCGCCGCCAGCCGCUGCGCGUUCGGCGGGGGAGGAGUCGGAGGCGGAGAAGAAGGCGGUGGUGGCGGGUGGAGGAUCUAGCGCUGUUCUCGCUCCGGAGCCGCUGCACAUUUCGGAAUCUUUUGCAGCUUACCCACUGUGUGAGUAAAACUAAAUCACAUCCAUAAUUCUACUAAAUUGGGCACACAGAAACUGCCAUAUAUGUCACAGUACACUGAAAAGGAGCCAUCAGCAAUGGAUCAAGACUCCAACAAGGCUGGUUGGCCCAAACCAGCAGGAGGCUAUCAGACAAUUACAGGCAGGAGAUAUGGAAGAAGACAUGCCUAUGUCAGUUUUAAACCAUGUAUGACCAGACAUGAAAGAAGCUUAGGUCGGGCUGGUGAUGACUAUGAAGUGUUGGAACUAGAUGAUGUUCCAAAGGAAAAUUCCUCAGGUUCCAGUGCAUUGGAUCAAGCUCAUUCUUUACCCAAUGAACCCAUAUUUGAAAAAAGUGAAACAGAAAUUCCCACUUGUGGUACAGCAUUGGAUCAAACCAUUGAGAGCAGUACACCCGCUGCUGCUGUGCACCAGAGUGAGGAAGGCAGGGAGAUCUUAGGAAGCAGUGAGAAUGUUCCUAAUCACUCUGAGGGAGAGUACACUCCAGGAGCUUGUAAUGCCUCAAGUGUCCAAAAUGGAAUUGCGUUGGUUCAUACUGACUCUUAUGAUCCAGAAGGCAAACACGGAGAGGAUAAUGACCAUCUUCAACUUUCUGUACAAGUUGUGGAAGAUGAUAAAUACCAGGAUGCAUUAGGCAAUACAGUAAUUGAGUUGGAAAAUGGAGAGGCAGAGGCAUACAAUGGUCUUUCACCAGUUCCCUCUCUUAACUGUGAAAUAAGAGAUGAGUUUGAAGUGUUAGAUUCAGCACCUUUAGUGAAAAAUUCCACUGGUGAUACUGAGUUUGUCCAUCAGAACAGCCAGGAAUUAAAGAGGUCCUCUUCUGAAGAUGAAGUUGUUAGAAAGAAACAAGAUACUGACCAGGAAAGACAAACAGAAAAUUCAACUGAAGAUGCCACCUGUAUUCCCGAGCGUAUUUGCAGUGAACAAAAUGGCAGUGAUAGGGACAAAAACCGUGGAAGUUCUCCUGAACAGGUAGUGAGGCCAAAAGUUAGAAAAGUGAUAAGUGCAAGUCAGGUGGACCAAGAAGUGGGUUUUAAUAGGCAUGAGGCUAAACAAAGAAGUGUUCAGAGAUGGAGGGAGGCUUUGGAAGUUGAGGAGAGUGGCUCAGAUGACCCCUUAAUAAAAUGUGAAGAAUAUGAUGGAGAACAUGACUGUAUGUUCUUGGAUCCACCCUACUCAAGAGUUACACAAAGGGAAACAGAACAUCACCAUGUAACACCGGAAAGUGGAGCCACAGCCGGAAGGCAAGAAGUUCGGGAUAACAGCUUUUGGAAUGGCUGUGGAGAUUAUUACCAACUCUAUGACAAAGAUGAAGAUAGUUCAGAAUGUAGUGAUGGGGAAUGGUCUGCUUCUUUGCCUCAUCGAUUUUCUGGUACAGAAAAAGAUCAGUCCUCAAGUGAUGAAAGCUGGGAGACUCUGCCAGGAAAAGAUGAGAAUGAACCUGAGCUGCAGAGUGAUAGCAGUGGCCCUGAAGAAGAAAACCAAGAAUUAUCUCUUCAGGAAGGGGAACAGACAUCUUUGGAAGAGGGAGAAAUUCCUUGGUUACAGUACAAUGAAGUCAAUGAAAGCAGCAGUGAUGAGGGCAAUGAGCCUGCCAAUGAAUUUGCACAACCAGAAGCUUUCAUGUUAGAUGGUAACAACAACCUUGAGGACGACUCCAGUGUGAGUGAAGACUUAGAUGUGGACUGGAGCUUAUUUGAUGGCUUUGCAGAUGGACUGGGAGUGGCUGAAGCUAUUUCUUAUGUGGAUCCUCAGUUCCUCACCUAUAUGGCACUGGAAGAACGCUUAGCCCAGGCUAUGGAGACUGCACUGGCACAUUUAGAGUCUCUGGCAGUGGAUGUUGAAGUUGCCAAUCCACCAGCCAGUAAGGAAAGCAUUGAUGGUCUUCCAGAAACCCUUGUUCUUGAAGAUCACACUGCUAUUGGUCAGGAACAAUGCUGUCCAAUCUGUUGCAGUGAGUAUAUUAAAGAUGAUAUAGCAACAGAGUUGCCCUGUCACCAUUUCUUUCACAAGCCUUGUGUCUCAAUUUGGCUACAGAAGUCGGGAACAUGCCCUGUGUGCCGCCGUCAUUUCCCACCUGCAGUUAUCGAAGCAUCUGCAGCUGCUUCCUCCGAGCCUGAUCCUGAUGCCCCACCUUCAAAUGACAGUACUGCAGAAGCCCCCUAAACCUUAUCGGUUGAAAUGAGAUCAGUCUAUCAAAGUUAAUCUGCAAAUUCCUUCUAAAUCUGAUGUGCAAAUAAUUAUAUAUAAAUAUAUUGAAAAUGCUAUAUAUAGUAUAUGCCAUAGUUUAGAAAGAGGAUAUUAACCUUUCUAAACUGAAUUUAGGUUUGCAGAAAGUACUAAACAUUUUCAAGCUGAAUGUUAAAGCAGUGCAUCCAUUUUCUUUAGUUGAAUAUGUUGGUAUUAAUUGUAAAGUCAGGCUUAUCAGUUAACUCCGAAAGAAAUAGUCAUCUAUGUGGCACACAUUAUUGAUUUUGUCGAAAAUUCUGCCACUAAGAGAUUAUAGCUAAGCUCUCCUAUUUGCAUCAAAUGUGAAGACUGUGAUCACAGCAGUAGUAAAAUUUGGUUUCAUUGGAAAUAAAUUGAAUUCUAAAGCAUGCUUUUUCAUUGGUCCCUUUGCUUUUGCUCCAUCAAAACCUCUUGGUUCAUAAUACUGGAAAGCUUUUAAGAAAGGUGUCUACUUUUUCAUCUUUGCUUACAAUUAGGACUUUUCAGAAUGCCAAACAAAAGCCAAAAUUUUGACCAGAACAUCACAAAAUUUUAAAAUCUUAGAUGUAUACCCCCUGAAAUGGUUCUGUAGUAAAAUAAAUUAUUUAAUAAAUAGUAGAUGUACCUAAAGGUUGGUAAUGCAUAUGAAGACUCUGGUGUGCUCUGUGCUUGGUACACUGAGAUAAAUUAGAAGACUAUAUGCAACCCUUUUUAAGCUGAUAGCCAACCUUUUGCUGUUGGUUAAAAUUAUACCUGAAGGUCCAAAAUACUAUUGGCACAUUUGUUUAAUAAACAUUGGAUAUGGUUAAGGUAAUUUUGGUUCUGAAAUAUUUUGGAAGGUCUGAAAAUCAGACAGGAUCAUCUUUGUAAUUAUAUAACCCUAACCAAAAUGACACAGCUUCUCCUUUAGGUGAUCGCAUGCAUUAGGCAAGUUUGUACAAACAUAAGCCUUAUAUUUAACUUAAAGAUGUGACUUAAUAUCAACACCAGAGAACGAUGGCUUUUAGAAUAUCACAUUUGAGCAAGUAAAAUAGCAAAGCACAUAGUUAGUGUACAUCCAUCCAGGUGGUCCAUCAUAAUUUAAUUUGAAGAAUAUUUAUAUGGCUUCCCAAUUACAUUUUGUGUAAUUUCUCUUGAGUAUUUAUAUUCUGUCUCUUUUUGCCAUUCUUUAAAUGAAUUUUCACUGUUGGCACAUUUGAGGCUUAAAUAUAAGGAACAUAACACUUGCAUUCUAAUUUUUGCAUAUAUUGUAAAUGUGUCUGGUAUUUACAGCAAAAUACUGUGUAUCCUUUUAUGGGUAAAACAAAAGUGAACAUUGCAUGCAUGUAAUGUGGUGAAUUUGUAAUUUAGGGGUUCUUUGGGGCUUCUGUGACUUUGGAAAUGCUUACAUUCAGGCCUUAAUGUUGCAUUAGCUAGCAUGUUUUCCUGCAGAUGUAUAUAGUCACUGUUGUAUAAACUAAUCUUUGCUUGUUUUCUACUCUGUGAUCUUUCCAUACCAUAUUUCAUUGAUGAUCAGUUAGUGUCAAGGAGUCAAAUCAGAUUACAAUUAAUUCUCAUGUGUAUAUUGUGGAAAUUCGUGACUAAUGUGAUUUUUUUGUUUGUCUGUUUCUUUUCAAGUAGUGUUGAUCAGUUGUGACACUUACUGGUUAAACUUACAUUGUUACAGAUCUAUCUGUAAUAAGCCAUCCAUUAUAUUUAGGCAGUAUUAAGGGACCUUGGUUUUCUUCUCCUACAUAGCAGCUGUCCCAAAGAAAAUAUUUCUUCUCUGCCUGUUAAGAUUUAGCUAGUAUCUGCCAGUUGUUAAGAGGUUUUGGUUUCAAACUCAACCACCAAUGUUGAGAGCUGACUUUAGAUAGCUGUUGUACUUUUUGCUUUCCAUCUGUUACUGUCCUUCAUUGUUGGCUCCCUACUAUCUAUAACAGCUGCUAUGAGGGGAAAAAGUUAGUUUAAAUUUUUUUAAAAAGAAAGUUGAAGUUUUAGGAUUUUCAUGAUAACAAGCCAGUAUAAGCUGAGGCUGACAAGUUCAGACCCCAAAAUAUUAUUUGAUCUUAUCUUGGAUCCUUUUGAAAAAGUUAAGAAUAUAUGAAGGUAAAUUAGAAAGAAGUAUGAAUAUUAUUAAUAAAAUAUUGUUUAUCUUAUUUCUCUAUUUUAUGUUGUGACUUGACCUAAUAAUUUUAUUUUUUGAACAUUUUCUUAUUUCUUAUAAUAUGAAUGCUGAUAUUUAAAGUUAGAUUUAUGUGGUUUUCUUUUGUGUUUCUUAAUUGUUUAUCUCUGAGCUAACUAACUCUUAAGGUUAUUUGUGAUCUGGAUUUAUAUAUAUGCUGUUAAAUAUAUAUGAACUGUUUAAAUGGAAUGCAAGUUUUUCAAAAGCCCAGGUCUAAAUGUAAUGAUUGGUUUAUUGUUCUACAACCCCAGCCCAUCAUCUUCCGUGUAAAUCAUAAACAAUAAACAGGAUAUACUUGGUGGUCAUUUCUAAUA
This is a messenger RNA of Marmota monax (woodchuck), 4878 nucleotides long. It is a transcript of the gene Pja2, whose product is annotated as praja ring finger ubiquitin ligase 2. The record is from RefSeq and is a predicted model, not a curated record. Bases 238 to 2358 code for a protein of 706 amino acids. NCBI's taxonomy places the organism in Eukaryota, Metazoa, Chordata, Mammalia, Rodentia, Sciuridae. The transcript has 10 exons.